UCAAGAUCAAGAUGUUCCGUAGUUGCGGUUUCGGUUUCUGCGGAAAUGUUCAUAUCCAAGAAACCGGGGGAUUGUAUUCCGUUGCAGUAAAAUGAGUUUAGGUACCUUCUAAAUUAUCUAGUGUAGCUGUCCCACAUAGUCCUGGUUACCUAGUGUAACUGAAAGUCAUAUAGAAUAUGUUUAGACUUCUUUUUUCUUUUUCUUGAAACACAUGUUUAGACUUCAACUUCAUUUUUUUCUUCUUGAAACACAUGUUUAGACUUCAUAGUCCAUCAAUAAUCUUUGUGUCAUUUAGCUUGAUCUAAAAUUUAGAAGCUGUUUUACAUUGAUAUUAGUUUUAGUGUUUUAUAUUUGAAACAAUUUAAGAAGUUUGUAAUUUAUUUUACAUUAAUCAAAUUUUGUUUGAACUGAUAUUAGAUAGGAAUUAAUUAAUAUGAUUAAAAAUAUUCUUGUAUUGAUUUAUUUAGUUUACAUGUCUGAUGGAAAUCAUAAAAGAAAUUAUUCACAACAAACUCUAACAUAAAUCCUUUUACAAAAAAAAAAAAAUACUCUAACAUAUAAUCAAAUAAUAUACUUUUUGCUAAUUUUUCAUAUAUCUUGUAGGCAUCCAAUUUUUAGUAUUUGUUUUUAACAAGUUAAAUAUAUAUUGACUGAGUUUUUCUAUUUUUGAACUAAUCAUUUUCGUUUUAUAAAUUAGUACUAACUGAAUAUUAAACCCAUUAGACGAAAAGUAACUAUAUUGGAUUAAAAAAAAAAAGAAAAAAAAAACCAAAUUUUGAAUUGGUUCGGUCGGCCGACAAAAAAAAAGGAUUGGUUCAGUCGGAACAAAACCGAUUGGUUUUAAUCAUGAAGCCCUAGGUUCUUAAAACUUUCGAUUUCUUUUCCUCUGCGCCCAGUUGUUCGUCUGGGAAGGAACGAAUCUGAAGUUGUGGAACAUGGAACAAUGUUUGAAGAAGCGAGAUGUUGUGAGGGAGGACAGAAUCAGUUCGUUACCGGAACCUUUGAUUCUGCAGAUAUUGUCUUUACUCCCAACAAAACUUGUCAUCGCCACAAGUGUCCUCUCUAAGCGAUGGCGGUCUGUUUGGAAAAAAGUGCCGAUUCUCCAGUUCGAAUCCAAAGGGAACAUACAGAAAUUCUCAGAGAAUGUUUCCAUGUCUUUGCUUUCACAUAAAUCUCCGGUCCUGGAGACUCUUCAUCUGAAAGUUAACGAUAGAUGCGAGGAUGUAUACAUUGGAAUAUGGGCUGGAAUUGCAGUUACACGCCAUGUGCGUGAGCUCGAGCUGGAUCUCGGUUAUCUUUGUGGCAACCCAGUCAGGUUCCCGAGCUGCUUGUUGUGUUUUGACACACUUGAGACGUUGAAACUCAAGCACUACAUUCUUCUAGAUAUUCCCUCUAUGGUAUCUCUCAAGUCCCUUAGAACUCUUCACCUUCAUUCUGUGGUGUACAAAGACAGUGAAUCGGUUCGUAACCUUUUCGCUAGCUGCCUUAAUCUUGAACAUUUGGUCGUCCAACGAGGUUUCCACUAUAAUGAUGGAGUGAGAUUCGUUAUUGAGUCUCCAUCUCUCAAGACAUUAUUGGUUUCUGGCGGCGAGACUUAUGGAAAACAGAAUGGGGGCUAUGUGAUAAACGUUCCGUCUUUGCAACACUUGACUAUUCAAAUGUUAAAAGGUUAUGAGUAUUGUCUGAUUGAGAACGCGCCUGAGCUAGUAGACGCGAAUAUUAUAAAUGUUUCUCAUACAACCAAUGAGACUAUUAUGGGGUCUCUCAAGUCAGCCAAACGUCUUUCCCUGGACUUAUCACCUUUGCAGAUUGCAUAUCCUACUGGAAUGGUCUUCCAUCAGCUGGUAUCUCUUGAGAUGUAUACACAUAAAGUGGCGUGGUGGAAUCUACUUGCGCUCAUGCUUGAUAGCUCUCCUAAACUACAAGUUCUGAAGCUUAUUGACCGUUCGUCUCAUCAGCCAAAGCUGGUUUCUGACAAGAAAGAUAUGCCCCCCGGGAAAUGGAAUCAACCAGAGAAUGUCCCUGAAUGUUUGUCGUCUCAUCUCGAGACAUUUGUAUGGACAAGACCUGAUUGGAUAAGAGAAGAGGAGAAAGAAGUGGCUAGAUACAUUCUAAGCAAUGCACAACAGUUGAAGAAGGCAACUUUCAUCAUCGAUCCCAUUGAACCGAAAAGGCUUUUCAGGUUAGCAAAAAGACGAGAGAUGCUCAACGAAUUGCCUGCUGUGAUCAUGGCUUCCAAGUCAUGCAACCUUGUUGUUGAAUCUGAAUGAUUUUAUAUGUAUCACUCUUUUUUAUCGCAUACGUUUGCGGUGUUUAGAUGGAUUUAUAUUGGUUUUGAAUAUGUUUUAUUGCAAAACUUUUGGUGGAGACCUCAGCAUCCUUUUUCUCAACUUCACAACAUGCAUAUAUUUUAAAGGGUGUGAGAGAGAGUCUCUCGGGUGUUUCUCUUGUAAACAGUGAUCUUGCAAUACAAACCGUACUCUUUUAUUA
Molecule: messenger RNA, 2490 nt
Organism: Brassica rapa (field mustard)
Lineage: Eukaryota; Viridiplantae; Streptophyta; Magnoliopsida; Brassicales; Brassicaceae
Product: F-box/FBD/LRR-repeat protein At3g51530
Molecular function (GO): protein binding
Source: RefSeq, a predicted model, not a curated record